UAGGAGAGAGAAAAAGCGGCAAAGCAAUUAGCAAUUAGGAAUUAGGAUGGAGGGAGAGCAUGCAGCUAUUAAUCCGAUGGAUGUGUGGGAGACAUUAAAUUUGGGUCAACAAUUCCUCCUCCGAUCCUCUCUCUCAAUAUUUCUUUGUUUAUUCUCCCCAUUUCUCCUUCCUCGAUCUCCAUUCCCUUGAGACUUUCCACCUUACAUCAUAUCAAUCUAUUUUCUCGUGUGAAUUUCUUGAGGGAAUGUUUCUCUCUUCCUCCUGAGGCGCUCGCUCUUCAUUUUCAAGAUUGGAAGAAAAUAAUGAUCAAGCAUCUGCUGCUCUUUUGCUUGCUGAUCCAUGGAGCAAUGGGAGCUUCUCCUCCUCGAUUAAAGAGGAAAUGGCUGACACUGCACGGUGGUGAGCCUGUGAUAGUUGCAAAUGGAGGGAUGUCUGGUGUUUUUCCUGAGAGCAGUUGGGCGUCAUAUACUUAUGGCGUGGCACAGAAUUUAGAGGGCUCUCCAGUCCUGUGUGAUCUGAAGCUUACCAAGGAUAAUUAUGGUUAUUGUCUCGACAAAAUGUUGCUUCAAAACACAACAAGCAUUGCUGAAAUCUACCCUAAUAAACGAAAUACCUAUGAUGUCAAUGGCAGAAAGCUUACAGGAUGGUUUGGACUGGAUUUUGAUUCUUCGGUGCUGUUUGCAAAUGUAACAUUGAUACAGAGCCUUUACACUCGACCUUCAAGUUAUGAUAACUUCUUUGGAAUAACUCCAUUGGAGACAUUGCAACAUCUAGGGACAGAUACUCAAUUGACCAAAGUAUGGAUAAACGUGGAGUACGACGUGUUCUAUAAACAACACAAGCUGGAUGUAGAAUCAUUUCUUAAUGAAAUGCUGCCUCAGUUAAAAAUAGAAAUUCCUUAUCUUUCAUCCACAGAAAUCGGUUUCUUGAAAAGUAUUGGACCAAAAGUUCGUGCAACAAAAACAAAGCUUUUUUUUAAGUUCCCAUUAGAUGUAAAUGCUAUUGAGCCCUCAACAAAAGAGAAGUAUGGAUCAGUGUUGAAGAAGCUGAACAUGAUCAAGACCUUUGCAGUAGGAAUCCUUGUGCCGAAAGAAUAUAUAUGGCCAGUCAAUGAAAAUCGGUAUCUAAAGCCUGCUACCACUCUUGUCACUGAUGCCCACAGAUUAGGUCUUGAAGUGUUUGCUUAUGGCUUUGCAAAUGAUUUCUAUCUUCCUUACAACUAUAGCCUUGAUCCAACAAAUGAGUACCUACAAUUUGUUGACAAUUCUCACUUCUCUGUUGAUGGAGUGGUCACAGAUUUUUGCUCAACUGCAUCAAAUGCCAUAGGAUGCUUGGUGGGCAUGUCUCAUAACAGGAAUGCUUCAAAAGCAGUGGAAUUCUUGGUGAUUUCUCAUAAUGGAGCUAGUGGUGACUAUGCUGGAGCCUCGGAUCUUGCUUAUCAGAAAGCUGUAGAUGAUGGUGUUGACAUAAUUGAUUGUAAUGUCCAGUUCUCAAAAGAUGGAGUUGCAUUCUGCCAAGAAUCACCUGACCUUAAGUUCACAACCUCAGCAGGAUCGGACUUAAUGGAUAGAGUGAACCAAAUUCCAGAGGUUAAUCAGGGGCAACCGGGCAUUUUCUCCUUUGAGCUUACCUGGGAGGAAAUCAAGUCCCUAAAGCCUAAAAUCAACUCUCCAUACGAUGCGCCAUUGGACAGGAAUCACGGAUACCUGUUUGCCGGAAAGUUUGUGACUCUGACGGAAUUCUUGGAAUUUGCCAAGGCAAAAGCAGUAAAUGGAAUUAUGAUUGGAAUAGAAAAUGCUGCUUACCUUGCAACAAAGGGAUAUGACAUUAUUGGCACUGUCAACUCUGCAUUAACCAAUGCUUCAUUCACUAAUCAAACCAAAUAUAAGGUGAUGAUCAAGUCAGACCAAAGCGCGGUUCUCGAAAAGUACAAGAACGACUCCCAUUACGAAACAGUAUUCGACUUCAAAAAGGACUUCAGCAGAGUGCCCGAGGCAUUGGCGAAAGAAAUCAACAAGUAUGCUGAUGCAGUAGCCAUACGCAGAAAUUCGCUGGUGCUCGAAUAUGGUGACCCGUUUUUCAUGACCCGAGGCUUUACAAACGCUGUUUCCGCAAUGCAUAAAGCUAAUCUCAGUGUCUACGCUUCAAAUCUCAAGAACGAGUUCCAGACCUUCCUGUUCGAUUACAACAGUGAUCCUUACCAAGAGAUCGCUACCCUUCUUUCUGAUGGCGUGGAUGGAUUCAUAACUGAUUUCCCAGCCACUGCAGUUUCAUUCAUGAGAUCACAAUGUGCUAAACCAAAAACAAAACACUCCUUAGCCUUCACUGCAAUUGCACCUGGAGAACUGUUCAACACUUCAAUAUUAUCAGUGAUGGAAGCUGAAAUGACAAACGCGGCCGCGGACGUAAACGCCACCAACUAUCCUCCCGUGACUCCUAAAGACAUCGACAAUGAAGCUAUACCGCCUGUGGCCUCGGGCGGCGCCAAUGCGCCCUCCCCGGAUACACCCACCGACAACGCACCUGGCUCUCCACCUAAACACUCUUCAAGAACAACAAGAGUUGCACCCACUGCCACUGUGGUCUUCCUUGUGGCCUGGGCAGCAGGAAUCCUAUUUUAUUCUUUCUUACUAGAAUAAGUAAUUAAAUGCUGCCUUCUGAUUCUUCUUGUACUUAUCAUGGCAUCCUUUAAGUUAAUUGCUCUAUCUCACACUGUGAAGUGUAAAAACACACUUUGUGAUUUAAGAAAGUUUAAUGGAAAUGAUAGCCAAAAAGAGCUUGUCCUCAA
Messenger RNA from Ipomoea nil (Japanese morning glory), 2789 nucleotides. RefSeq names its product glycerophosphodiester phosphodiesterase GDPDL7-like. Lineage: Eukaryota; Viridiplantae; Streptophyta; Magnoliopsida; Solanales; Convolvulaceae. Gene Ontology annotation, molecular function: glycerophosphodiester phosphodiesterase activity. The coding region runs from base 304 to 2640 and encodes 778 amino acids. The transcript has 10 exons. Gene Ontology annotation, biological process: lipid metabolic process. The record is from RefSeq and is a predicted model, not a curated record.